UAGGGGUGGAUAUGGAUGCACUGUGGUGGUCAUGGCAACUAGCGAAUAUGACGAGAGCCAUGGAGACGUUACAGCAGAUCCAAGAAACCCUAGCGGAGAUCAAUGAACGAACACCCCACGUGAGCAUCUCAAGGUUCGUCGCCUCCGUUUUGGUCGAGUGGCUGCAGACCGAAUACGCGACGUCGGAGCGGAAGAGCGGUGACGCCGCCGGUCACGAACGCGACGCGGAGCCGUCUGGCGCGCGGCCGGGCGCUCCCACCCUGCAGAUGGACUGGGCGGCAUGCGUCGUCCCUCUGCACGGCGAGGACGCGCACUUCGGGCACGCCGAGGCCGGCGUCGUCGGCGUCGCGGACGGUGUCGGCGGGUACCGGGACCGUGGCGUGGACGCCGGCGCGUUCGCACGAGCUCUCAUGGCGAACGCUCUGGCGUCGGCGGAGCGGGUGGCCAAGGCCAGCAGGAAAGUCCGCUGCGGCCUUUGCCCCAAGAAGGAGCUGGAGCGGGCGCACAAGAAAGCGGCCGCGGACGAGACGCCAGGGGCGUCCACGGCUGUCAUCCUGUCGCUCCACGGCACGGCGCUCGCGUGGGCGUACAUUGGCGACAGCGCCUUCGCCGUCCUCCGAGGCGGCAAGAUCAUCUGCCGUUCGGAGCAGCAGCAGCGCCGCUUCAACCAGCCGUACCAGCUGAGCUCCGAGGGUAGUGGUGGCAGCCUCGACGAGGCGAAGGUCGGCAGCAUGCCGACGGUGAUGCACGGCGACGUCGUAGUUGUCGCGACGGACGGGCUGUUCGACAACAUGCACGACUGGCAGCUCGAGCGCGCCGUGCGGAUGGGCACCUGCCUGGGCUUCUCUCCCAAGAACAUGGCAGACAUCGUCGCGGGCAUCGCUUACGGGAUAUCCAAGGACAAUCUGGCACGCACGCCGUUCGGGAUCGGAUACUUGGAGGGACAUGGGGAGGUAUGGCAUGGCGGAAAGAAGGACGACAUCACGGUCAUCGUCGCGUAUAUUGUCUGAUUUUUUUAGGGGUUGCGCUUGAUUUUGGACGCUGGCAAAAUAAUGUCCUUGACGCGCUCCAAGAAAUGAGGAAAGUUUUAGUUCAGUUCCAAUGAUGCGUUGCUACACAUGGCCCAUCAAAAUUUAGGGCUUGUUUAGAAGUAAAGUAGUAUUUUUUUUAUAAUUUAUAGGUGAUACCCCGAUU
Messenger RNA from Zea mays, 1194 nucleotides. RefSeq names its product putative protein phosphatase 2C 24. Gene Ontology annotation, molecular function: protein serine/threonine phosphatase activity. The record is from RefSeq and is a predicted model, not a curated record. The transcript has a single exon. NCBI's taxonomy places the organism in Eukaryota, Viridiplantae, Streptophyta, Magnoliopsida, Poales, Poaceae. Gene Ontology annotation, biological process: protein dephosphorylation. The coding region runs from base 12 to 1010 and encodes 332 amino acids.